Messenger RNA from Cavia porcellus (domestic guinea pig), 1701 nucleotides. Its product is annotated as alcohol dehydrogenase E chain. Gene Ontology annotation, cellular component: cytosol. Gene Ontology annotation, molecular function: zinc ion binding; all-trans-retinol dehydrogenase (NAD+) activity. The record is from RefSeq and is a predicted model, not a curated record. Lineage: Eukaryota; Metazoa; Chordata; Mammalia; Rodentia; Caviidae. The coding region runs from base 176 to 1303 and encodes 375 amino acids. The transcript is spliced from 9 exons. Gene Ontology annotation, biological process: retinoic acid metabolic process; retinol metabolic process.
UUGAUUUGAAUGAGAAUACACUGAUAGGCGUAGCUGAAAUGCCAGAUCACGUGUGUGAAACUGGCUGUUACUUAAGCAAGCUGAACACUUGUGCAACACUUUUGCUUUGUGUACUGGAGCAGGAAAGAAGCCCAGGAAUUCAUCAUUCUGACCUGCAGAGGAGACAAAAACAACGAUGAGUACUGCAGGAAAAGUCAUAAAAUGCAAAGCAGCAGUGCUGUGGGAGAUACAGAAACCCUUCUCCAUUGAGGAGGUGGAGGUCGCACCUCCAAAGGCCCAUGAAGUUCGUAUUAAGAUGGUGGCCACAGGAAUCUGUCGCUCAGAUGACCAUGUGGUCAGUGGAAGCCUGGCAGCUCGUCUUCCUAUGAUUGUGGGCCAUGAGGGUGCUGGCAUAGUGGAGAGCGUUGGAGAAGGGGUGACUUCAGUAAAGCCAGGUGAUAAAGUCAUCCCGCUGUUUACUCCCCAGUGUGGAAAAUGCAGAAAUUGUAAACACCCAGAAAACAACCUCUGUUUGAAAACUGAUUUGUCAAAUGGUUCAGGCACCCUGCUAGAUGGCACCACUAGGUUCACCUGCAGAGGGAAGCCCAUCUACCAUUUCCUGGGCACAAGCACUUUCUCUCAGUACACAGUGGUGGAUGAGAUCUCCGUGGCCAAAAUCGAUGCAGCUUCACCCCUGGAGAAAGUCUGCCUCAUUGGCUGUGGAUUUUCUACCGGUUAUGGCUCUGCAAUCAAUGUUGCCAAGGUCACCCAGGGCUCCACCUGUGCAGUGUUUGGCUUGGGAGGAGUUGGCCUCUCUGUUAUCAUUGGCUGCAAAACAGCAGGAGCAGCCAGGAUCAUUGCUGUGGACAUCAACAAAGACAAAUUUGCAAAGGCCAGAGAGUUGGGUGCCACUGAAUGCAUCAACCCUCAAGACUACGAUAAACCCAUUGAGCAGGUGUUACAGGAAAUGAGCAAUGGAGGUGUGGAUUUCUCCUUUGAGGUCAUUGGUCGACUUGACACCAUAGCCUCUGCCUUGCUGUCCUGCGAGCAGGGAUGUGGUGUGAGCGUCAUCGUGGGGGUCCCUCCUAAUGCUAAAACUCUCUCAGUUAACCCCAUGCUGCUGUUGACUGGACGCACCUGGAAAGGAGCCAUCUUUGGUGGUUUUAAGAGUAAAGAUUCUGUCCCCAAACUUGUGACUGAUUUUAUGGCAAAAAAAUUUCCACUGGAUCCAUUAAUAACCCAUAUUUCACCUUUUGAGAAGAUAAAUGAAGGAUUUGAGCUGCUGCGCUCUGGAAAGAGUAUCCGCACUGUCUUGACAUUUUGAGAUGAUGCAGAUGCCUUCUCUUCAAUCGGUUCCCGACUCCUCACAUCAGAUCAUUUGAAUCACCAGGCACACAUUAUUAACUAUUUUUUAGCAAUGUGAUCAAUAAAUCUCCAUUGUAUUUGUUAUUUGUGUUUGCUUUAUGAAUACCAUGAUUCUAACAAAAAAUUCUUUAAGAUAUUAAAAAAAUGCUUUACAAGGUAUAAUAGAUUAUUUUAAGCUUAUAACACUUGAAUCACACACAAAGCCAAAUCUACACAUUAACUCCAUCAUACCUAUUUUGAUUUUUGUUGACACAAUUUGCAUCUUUUAUAUUAUAUAUUCUUUAACAAAUUACUGUGACUGAUGUUGUUAAUAGUUUUGUCUUUUAUGCUUCAUAAUAAAUACAUUAUAUAGUGCCA